Molecule: messenger RNA, 3217 nt
Organism: Oldenlandia corymbosa var. corymbosa
Lineage: Eukaryota; Viridiplantae; Streptophyta; Magnoliopsida; Gentianales; Rubiaceae
Source: the annotation of a GenBank genome assembly
UAGUAGUAGUAUAUAAAAUGAGGGAACUUCUCUAUAUUGUAGUAACAUCAAAGAAGAAGAAUAUUAUAAAACGCAGACUUGACUCUAGAGUAACCACCUAUAUAUGAAUGAAUAAAUUAGUAUAGUUGGCAGAGGGAUGGAAGAAGGGACGGCAUUUGUUUGAGAGAGACACCUAUUUUACUCUAACAUUCAUAUAAACAUAUAUAUUUUUACCAAUUGUCCCUUCACCACCAUUAUUAUUAUGAUGAUAGUAAUAGCAUAGAGAGGAGGAGAAGGGGUUGGGCUCUCUGGUCCUGUUUUUUUGUUCUUCUCCUCUGAAUAAGACUAGUUUUUCUUUUUCCCUACUUGGUUUUUCCUUUCCAUCAUCUCCCCUCAUUCUUAUCUCCAGUUCUUGGUUUUCAUUUCAUGUCCUUCUUCAUCAUCUGGAUAUAGUAGUAUUAGAUUUCAGAUAAAAGGGUUGUGGAAAAUUGUAUAGAAAUACAUACAUAGAGUGAUUUAGGAUGGGGAACUGUCAAGCUGUAGAUGCUGCUGCACUUGUGAUACAACAUCCAAGUGGGAAGAUAGAUAGGUUGUAUUGGCCUGUUACUGCCAGUGAAGUCAUGAAGAUGAAUCCGGGUCAUUAUGUUUCUCUCAUAAUUCCACUUCCUAUGGCUCCUCCUGGUCAAGCUGGGAGUGGCGGAGGUGGCGGUGGCGGUGACGGCGACCGGAAUUCAGAUGAUAGAACCAUAAGGUUCACUCGGGUUAAGCUUUUAAGGCCUAGUGAAACUCUAGUUCUUGGCAGAGCUUAUCGGCUUGUCACCACUCAAGAGGUUAUGAAGGUCUUGAAAGCAAAGAAGUAUGCAAAAAUGAAGAACCACCAACCAGCCAUUGACAAAUUGGAAUCACAGCUGCCAGAAAAGCAAGGUUCAAGUGGUGGGGCAGAACCAGGGAAGUCUGAACUGGACAACAACUGUCAGGUAAACUUAUUCACUCCUUAAUUCUGCCUUUCUGUCUCUCUCUCUCUUUUUCUCUCUUUAAUCUGCAUGCGAGAAUGCAUGAAAACGUAAAGAGGAUAGUAGACACCAAAUUGACUACACAGUUUUCAUGGUUCUGAAAAUAUUAACUUUCAAGUUUGAGUUGGCUGUCCUCAAAAACUGAUCAUGUACAUCAGGAACUAAAAGUUACAGCUCUUUUCAAGUGCUGAUCUUUGUCUGCUAAUUGAUGAUUUCAGUCGACGAGGAGGGAAAGACAUUGCCAGCAGCGGUCAGGGCCAAAUAACAUAGGCAGAUCAAAAUCAUGGCGGCCGAGUUUGCAUAGCAUUUCUGAGGCUGCAAGCUGAAGGCUGUUGACGAUGAUCAACUAUCAGUACAUAAGUGGGCUUCAGAAUUUGUAACCACAGAUUAAGUCCACAAAUGAUCUUCGGAAAUGUUAUCUAUUGUUGUAUAGCAGAUAGGAAAACAAGAUGAGAGCUGACACACUGUAUGAUGACCAGGAAAAAGGGUUCAUAAUGAAGCUGCAAAUUGCUUCCACCUCAUCCUUUGGGUACGGCUUUUUUGGUUACUUUUUUUAAGGGAAAAUAAUACCAAAAUACACCAUUAUUUUUCUGGUGUGGAGUUCCAACUUUCCCAAUCCUGAUCAACAUAAUUUUGAGCCCAUAAGAGAGAUGAUCUUGCAGCUAAAGGUGCUCCGGGGAGUUUCCUCUCCUUGAGUGCAACCAUCAUAUCAGUGAAAGGCUCCACCAAUAAUGUCCCUGGUCCUCCAUACUCCUUGUGCAAGAAUUCACUAAAUAUCUUGAUGUGACAAGGGAAGCAAGUUUAACAAAGUUGUAUCAAAAAUUGACCCCGAAUAAUUGAAUUCUUUCAGGAAUCUAAGAUCAAAGCAUCCACCUUUAUUCCUAGAUAAUUAUCAGUGAGGUACAAAAUGUCAGAUGCUACAUACGUAAGAAAAAAACAUUUUUAACUUUUAAGAUCAGAUAUUUCUUACAUUAGUCAAUCUCCAAGCCACGUUCAAGUCAAAAUAAGCCAGGUCUCAUGGAAAUGUCUUAAACCCAAAAAAAAAAAAAAAAAAAAAAAAAUUAUAACAAUUCUGCAAGCAACUUACUAUAGCGGGAUUCAGGAGUAUGACGACUAAUCUGAUAGCAUUUAUUUCACUAACCAAGAUUGCUCUCUGUUAAAUAGCUCCAAAUGGCAGUUUGUGCACAGACAAAGUUUUUUUUUGCUAUCUUAUAUUUGGACUUUCCUCCUGUCAACCCUAAUAAACUAAUAGUCGUAGUCUAAUUUUGAGUUAUAAGAUGGAUUUCCUUGUUCUUUUUUUGUGUUUUUAGAUUCCUAAGUCAUGUUGAAUAUUCUUCAAAGAUAGUUCAUUCAAGAUGAAGACAAGCAGCAGCAUCCAAUACACCAGAGCAGAAAGGAUAAGAAGACAAACAUGAUCAAACAAGGUGACUACGAGACGGAUGAAACAAAAAACAGCCAUUUCCUUUCCUUCCCAUGCAAUCAUUCAAUAUUAUCUUCCAAGAUAGAAUUUGGGGAAAUCGAAUCUAGGAUUACUGCUUUCUAGAUUCCCCAUUUGUCUCUAUGUCAAUGAACUUUGAGCUUUAUUUAAGUAGUGAAUUGCUUGGCUAUGUGAAAAGUGUUCCUAUUACACAACUUGCAAGCUUCCUGUAUAAAUGGGCCCAGCCCUCAGCAUGAUCCCAAGGCAACAUCAGAACAAGACUGAGAAAUGAAGAAAUUCACUCUUAUCACAGGAACAAAGAAAGCCCAGAUUUUACAUGGAGGAAGUCUAAGGCUCACCUAUUUUUGUUGAAAAUGUAAAACCAAUGGAUGAAAGAAGAGCUUGCACAUGACAUGAGUUCUUGCCCUCAGGCACACAAGAACAUGUGAUUAGCCCUCAGUUUAUAGAGCUAUUGGUUCUUCUUCGUGUUAUCAAUUUAUGGAGCCAAAUCAGCUUCCAAUUAUGAACUGUUUGCAGUAUAAACAUCUUUUGUCAGGGUAAAUCCGUAUUAGAACAGUCAAAGACUGGAAAAAUCAAUCUUUAAUCCUUUUUACCUCAAGACAACUAGAAUAUUAUAGGUUAAGACAAAAUAUAAGUGAUGAAAACUUUAAGAUCUAAACAGUGAAUGAAAACUCACUGAAUUCGUGCACAAGCAUGAGGUCCUAACAAGCUGUCCUCAAUCUCCCAAGUUUGAAGGACGGUUAGAUUAUUCCAUAAACAGAUGAAUUCUUGUUCGCACAAAUAAUCU